Molecule: messenger RNA, 1461 nt
Organism: Peniophora sp. CBMAI 1063
Lineage: Eukaryota; Fungi; Basidiomycota; Agaricomycetes; Russulales; Peniophoraceae
Source: the annotation of a GenBank genome assembly
AUGAUACUCCCUCGAUUGACCAACAUUCCGGUCGACAACAUCGACGAGAUCGAUGUACUGUUGAAGCUUUUUGGAUUUACGGCUUCGUCUAUUGCGAGUUCUGUACUCUUCGAGAGUUUCACUCUAGGUGCGGCCUGCGCUUGCGCUCUGGCUGUCUCAUGUGUAGUGUGGGUCAGGCAACGCUCUGUGAUGGGAAUCUCUUCACUUCUGGCCGUAUGGCUUCUUUUCAUACUACUUGUCAUACACUGGGCUUUCUCUGUGUACCAACUUGAGUCGCUCUCCAGCGGAAGCGCACUGGGUAUCACCUGGGACGAUGAUGCAUCGGACUCGGACACUGCGCUUACCGGUGUGACGAAGGACUCUGACAGUUACCAGGCCUAUGGCUUCUUGUGGGUUGCGUUACUGCCUCUUGUGGCCGAGACCGUACUCUUCGGCUUCGCACUCAUUCUUUUCGUGAUUGCAACCUUCACGAGUCUACGAAAUGUCCGUUUUCAGCGGCGCUCUCGCUUCGUAGCGGUUAUUCCAUCCCUCGCGGUCGUCAUGUUUGCGACUGCCCUGGCUCAUUGGACAAUGUCCCUCUCAUAUUACGUUGUGGAUGCCAAGAACUCGCUCCCACCGCAAGAAAGAGACCUGCACAUCGCUGUGCUUUCGCUGGUAACGUUGGUGCUUUUUUCUAUCAACGUCAUCAUGAGCGAUAUCAUCGUUCUAUGGCGCAUGUGUGUGGUGUGGAAUAACGACCGGACGAUCAUAUGUUUCGGCGUUUUGAUGGCACUCGCAACGCUGGCGCUCAACAUCGCAAAUCUUGUCGGGAGUGCCUUCAGCUUAGACGCCACCUUUCCUACAUAUGGACGAAGCUCUGGCGGCACCGCCACGGCGCUCCUAUCGUUGAUAAGUAACCUAUCAGCGACUGUCCUCGUCGGGGUCAAGGCAUGGUUACAUAGAAGGCAGCUCGCUGAAUUUUCUUGCAUGAACAGUCGUCGCACGCUUGCAGUGCGUAUCAUGGAGCUUCUAGUAGAAUCAGGGGUCAUCUACACGACGAUUUGGGCUCUAUAUUGCGCAACCUUUUUCUACGGCAUAGAUUAUCAAACGACGCUAUAUGGCGUUUGGGCGUCCCCAGGUUGCAUCUUUUGCGUGAAUUCCACCGACUUCCUUGACUUGGCGAUGGCUCAGAUAACCGCUAUAUAUCCUCUCAUGAUCUUCAUCCUCGUAGCUCUGGACAAGAUCCACUACUCGCAGGGUCCUCAAAUCUUAAGCAUCGAUGUCAUACAACACACAAGCAACCGCGAUCAUGCCCCGACGGUCAACGCAGACGACGCUGAUCCCUCAGUGUUGUGCAUAGGUUCUGGCCCGACUCGAUUGGCGAUCGCGGGCGCAAACGACGACGAGGACGCGGCACUGGCCGAGGAGAAGGUUGACGCUCACAAGUCCAAGGGAGCAGAGGCAGAAUUUGAAGCUGUGUAG